CCCCUCCCCUCUUUGGUCCUGAUCCCUCCUCACGUAAUGUGUUGCUCAUCGCAUCAAACUUCAAGUCCAUGUUCGUGACCGGGAUUCCAAUCAGUGCUAUAAAGAUCUAGGGACAAUCAACACUUCCAAAAAAAUAAAAGUCUCAGUUUUAGGGGCCGAAAGCGGCGACAUUCAGUCAGAGCUGCCAGACUGGCUACAGACGGGCUCUGCUCCACAGAUGUGCAGCACCGGUGAAGGUAUACCAGCACUCACAGUGACUCAUGGGUGCGCAAUGAUAAUAAAUAGACAAGGCUCGCUUUAAAUAUCAGCAAAUCAAGCCUUCUGUAACCAAAGCAAGGUCACCUUGUGUGGGAUCUAGCGGAGAACUGAAGCUCAGGUCUGAUCCUCAUUCUGCUUUUUCUUCUGACUGGACUAGCGCAGCGGUCUCUGCUUCUGGGAUUAGUUGGUGGAAAAAAAAUAUUUUUUCCUUUUGGAUUUAACCUGUUUAUCUGGAUUCACACACACUGAAAAGGUAAGUCCUCUUUUAUUUUAUCUUUUUAAUUUUUAUUUUAGGUUUUGGUACGUCUGAACUAUACGAAGUCCUCUUUAUUAUGAUUUGAGAUGCUCUAACAGGUGUUUUAUCCGUUUUUUUUUCUCUUUGGAAAACAGCAAGCUUAAGUGGCACAGCUGGCAUUGGGUUGCGUGUGAACUGCAUGAGUGUGUAAACUAUUUUCUUCUGCAGAUGCAAAUGUCUCCAAGAAAAAACUCGUUUAACACCCAAAUGGCAGAAAAAGGCUUACAUUUGACUCUUUAACCUGCAUCAUAGCCAUGCAUUCAACAAUUACCUUGAGAUGUUUGUAAAGCGAAAACCAAAGGACUGUCCACCAAACAGGCCAAAUUAUGAAAGUAUGAAAAAAUAACUAUAAUUUGCAAUCUAAAGGCUGUUAUUUACAUCUUUCCUAUUUGCGCAUACCUUUCCUCUAAAAAAUAAUUUGUGAGCCAGGUUUAGUAAUCUGUUUUUGGCAUUAGAAAUUAAUGAUGAGAAUUCAACGAUAAGGAUGAUAAACAUGCAGCUGGGAUUUAGCUGGUUACCAUCAUCCAUCCUCAGAAACAUCUAGACAUGGGGCUGAAAUAAUGGGCUCCUGUCAGAGGCUAUUUCGUAGUUAAAGUGGGGCUCUGGUGGAUUUAGUUUUCUGCCCGUGAGCUUACUGAACUCGCUAUGAAUUAAAUGUUAACUUGUAGGACAGCCCGUGUCCUUGUCUACAGGUCUGUGUCGCCAACUUGAGCAUCUCUUUUGGUGUUAGAGAGCAGGACGUGCAUGUUUAAAACGCUCUCUGGGUCUCUCUUUCUCCCAGCAGUGUGCCCUUUUCUCAUCUUGAAUUGUAUUAAGAGGGGUUUUGGGGGCAUUCAAGGGGAAAAAGAGGUGCCAGGCUUUCUGAGGUGAAGACUUUGGCACAGGGUCUCGGGAGUGAUGGCGGCGUCUGCACCCUCCUCCUCAUCUGGCGGCGAACCGGAUCCAAACUCGACAAAUUUACGACCACCGGGCUCAAGUAGGUCCAUCACAGAUAUAAUGCUAUUUCACGUGUGCUAUUUACUUUGUGGGCUAUGCCAUUAAUCAUUUCUAUCGAGGGGCGAGAGGGGGGAGUGAAGGAGAGAGAGGGAGAGAAAAAGAGAGAGGGGGGGAAAGAAAAUCCGCUGCCAUUUGAAGACGCUUCCUUUGCCACAAAUCACGGCUGUUUCAUUCAGCAUCACAGACCUCCCGGCUGCUGCUGCUGCUGACAGACGAAUCUGCUGUCAGAGCUGCUGUCCUCUGCCAACACUGACAGAUAUGAGCCCGAGGCUAACCAUGGGAAAGAUUACUGCACUGUUAUUAUUAUUAUUAUUAUUAUUAUUAUUAUUAUUAUUAUUAUUAAUAUUGUUGUUGUUGUUGUUGUUGUUGUUGUUGUUGUUGUUGUUGUUGUUAUUGUGUAUUUUUUUUUUUUUUUACUAUUUUCUCUUUUAUGUGUGCUGACUGUAGCCUACUCUGGUUGAAUAAAGUGCCUGCAAGGGAAAAAAAAUCAAAUUGCCCCUGAAGUGGCUUUUAAUUCAGCCAUGUUAAAUUGCUCCUAAUGGCACACUUAAGCAUUGUAGCCUUCAGGAAGGGGAGCAGGGGCGCUGUAGAAAGCCAUCCAUUCAUUGUCUGCCUGCAGGAAAAUAAAAAGGCUGAUUUGCCCCUUUGAAUGGAGGUUUUGAAUCAUGUGACAGGUGUAGAUGUGUGUUCCUGGCGGCAGAAACAUGCACAUAUCAGUGAAUUUUGCUUUGGAAAAUUGCAUGCCUUAUCGGUCUUUUUUCCCUGAAAUUACUUCACCUUGUCAGUCCAUGUUUACCAAAUAAAAACAGUGGUUUUAUGUUGUUAGGCCCAUGCAGAUACAGCAUAACAUGCCUCCAGACUGCACCUUUGCAAAUGUAGCUUUCCUAAUAGUCUGGUGUGAACGCCUUUCGUCAGCACAGCUGCUCUGGUUCCUUUCCUCCUUGUCUUUUUUAUAGCUGUUUGUCCUCUCUUUUGUUGUUUCUUUGUUAGCCUUUUCUCUCCCUCUCAAAAAAGAAAAUCACUGAACGCUGAGUAUCAGUGCGACCAAUGAGCUGAGCAGGGCAAUGAUUUAUCUAAUGAUCCAAAGCAAAGGGUUAAAUUGGGAUGUGGGGAAUGAUUCUGCCCCCCUAUCACCACCCUCGCCUCCUCCUCCUCCUCUUCCUCUCCCUCCUCCCCUAAAUUGCUGCUUUUGAGAAUCUCGUUUUUAUAUUGCCCCCCCCCCUCCUCCCUGUGGCUGUGAGCCCUUGAUAACGCAGUAAUUCUCUAUCUGUCAGCGGCCAGCCGCUUCAUGUCCACUGACGCAGACGUUUCAAACCAGCAUCUUUUCACUCAAUUAGAUCUUUAGGCUGCAUGGCGUGGAUCCAAACGGCUAAUUAAUUUUAAGUCCUGGUCCGGGUCAUGCACGGUGAGGAAAUAGGCUAAUCCACAUGUUCGUGUAAAAAUCCUGGGAGUCUCAUUCUAGUUAUUUUUGUUUCAGUAUCACUCGACCCCACAUGUCUCCUCUUCUCGAUAUCAAAUCGAGCAGAAUAAAAAUGAGCCCAUGUGAUCGGUUUCUUUUUCUUCUGUGAGGCCUAACUGUUUUCUGAAAUUAUUCCAGGCUAUGAUGCUUGGUGCGGGGUUGCUCAUGGAUGUACCAGAAAAUUAGGAAUGAAAAUAUGUGGUAAGUUUCUAUUUUUCUAUAUUUUUAAUGCACUUUGACAAUAAAACUACUUUUUUAAGAGAGGUAUGGUCGCCAUGGUUUUUAUGCUCAUAGCAUGACUUCAGGCUGCACGGCCUGCGUCGUUUUCCCUGUGGCUCACUGGAUGAUUACAUGGGUUUCGAGCCAUAGAGUUAGAAAGGUCACCCAAAGAAAGAGGACCCACUGAAUUUACCAACAUUAUUUAGGCCUUUAAAUUACCAUCACAAAUGAGGGUAUUUAUUCAUAGUUAAAUUUAUUUUUUAAAAGAGGAAAUAAAGGCGCUAUCAAGCAAUUUUUACCCAUGACCUGCAGCUGAUAUAAUAAAGAGGAGACUGUGCAGGAUAGAUUUUUCGAUUUCCCAACAGUCUAUAUCUGUCUCAGUCUGCACUAACCAAAGACGGACUGACAUCUUCCAUACUGGUGAAUGUCACGCGCCAGUGCGCAGCGCAAUUUCCAGGUAUUUUUGACCCACACGUUCUGCUGGUUUCAUUAAAGACGUUUAAUUAAUCAGAAACAUAAAAACCUGCAGGACAUAUACUGUUGGGGGAGAGCACGAAAACAAACCUGCAUUUUGGUUGGCUCGUUAUAAAGGGGGGCAGCAGCAUGUUGCACAAAUUUCUCCAACCAGUGAGUUUUUGUCAGAUUUAUGCCAGGAUGAAACUCCCCACAAAAGGUGGCUUUACUGAUAAAUUCACUCCUCAGUGAAAUGAGCACUCAGCCAUGCCACACUGUUCUGGGCUAACUGUGCUGUUGGCUGUGCAUACCAUCGGAGGAGCUGUUGUAAGAAUUUACAGCCGCUACAUGACAACGAUUUGUUUAUGCCUGAGUGGAGUUUGAUGCUGAUGUCACUGGGCCCCUACAGCCCACAGAGCCCUCCGCCCAUAAAUAGGAGUCCCCGCGCAGGGCAGGGUGGCACCCUUUACUCAGAGAGAGAGAGAGAGAGAGAGAGAGAGUCAGACAGACAUGGAAUAGGAGAGUUAUAAGAACAGGCCUGGUAAAAUAAAGGGGGGCAGAGAACGCUGCAGCAUCCACAAUGUACGGAAAUUGUAAUCACCCCACGGAAUCUUCUUCUUCCUGUAAACGUUUAGGAUUUUUGCAGAAGAACAACAGUUUGGAGGAGAGGAGCAGGAUUAUGAGUUCUCUCAAGGAGCGCACAGCCAAGAACCUGCUGUCCUGUGAUAACAGCGGCGGAGAGGCGCGUUUCAGGCGCACAGAGACCGACUUCUCCAACCUGUAUGCCAGAGGUGGGCACGUGCGAUUUUUAUACUUUAAAGUUAAAAUGUUGAGAUGUGUUAAAAUGAGAUGUGAGCGCAAAACCAAAUAGUAUGUAGAUUUUUUAAAAAGCGAACUGUGACAAAUGAAUAAAGUGAUGAAUCUAUGGCUCUAAAGCUUAAAAAAAUAGUUCUUCCACGGAUUUCCUUAAAUGCAUUUAUUGCACAUUGUGGGAAUUGAUUCUUAAGUUUUCCUUCUAGUUUUACGUGUUUUAUGUGGAAUAUGUGCUGUUUACGGUGUUUGUUUACAGUCUGUUACCGUGAGCUGUUUUCACCAAUCUUUUCCAUGUUCUUCGUUGUUUAUCUUACAUACUUAGUUAAAGGGUGGAGAUAGUUUAACCUACAAGAAGCUGAAAAAAAUACUCUCUGGCACGACCAUAGUGCGUGAAAUCGUAUCAUACUAAAUCUCAUUGUAUUUUAUUGUAUUGAAUCCUGUUGUAUUUUUUAUAUCGUAUCAUGUAGUAUUUUAUCGUAUCAAAUAUAAAAGAUCAUAUCAUAUCACAUCAUAUAUCACAUCAUAUUAUAUCAUAUCAUAGGGUAUGGUACUAUUUCUUAGUGUAUCAAAGUAUAUUUUAUUGUAUUGUACCAAACGUAUUGUAUCCAGUCUUAUUAAGCUGUACCAAAUCUUGUUUCAUACACUAUCAUAUCAUAUUGGUCUGUAUAAUAUCCUAUUGUAUCAUAUAGUGUUUUAUGGUAUCAUACUUAAUGCCACUGUAAUGUAUAGUAUUAUAUCAUAUGGAAAUGUACAGUGUUGUAUUAUAUUGUAGUGCAUAGUUAUCGUAUCUUUUGAUAUCAUACCGAGCCAUAUCGUAUUGUAUCGCAGCUAGUAGUCAGCAUGAACAUCUGAAGCAAGGUGAGAAAAUCAAAGUUUAAAUGUGUACACUCAGAAAAAUUAUUAACAGGAGUGCAAUCCUUGCAUUCAGGCCACCAAGCAUCAAUGCAAACAAACAUCAAUUUAAUAGAUAUGUUUGAUUUUGCAGAUCUGUUGCCCGCUAAAAAUGGAGAGGAGCAAACCAUGCAGUUCCUGCUUGAGGUUGUGGAAAUCUUGACCAAUUAUGUCCGGAAGACCUUUGAUAGAUCCACCAAGGUCCUGGACUUUCACCACCCUCACCAGCUGCUGGAGGGCAUGGAGGGCUUCAACCUGGAGCUAUCUGACCAGCCUGAGUCCCUGGAGCAAAUCCUGGUGGACUGUAGGGAUACCCUGAAGUACGGAGUGAGGACAGGUAGGAACAAAGAGGCCUAGAGGAGCACUGCGGUCUGCUGUGAUCAAUAACUCUCAUUAGAUUACAUGCCAGAGUAAUGAUUACAGAUAAGCAAUUUUCUUCCUCAGAUUCCCACAUAAUUCAUUGUCUUCUUGGGGAUUAUAUUGCUCUGUUGUCUUUUUAUCAAUUGCAGGACACCCCAGGUUCUUUAACCAGCUGUCCACUGGAUUAGACAUUGUUGGUUUGGCCGGAGAGUGGCUUACCUCCACAGCCAACACUAACAUGUAAGUACUGAUCCAGUGUCAUUGAUUAGUUAACAUUUUGAUUAACAGUCUCACUCCAAAAAUGCAGCCAAUGACUUAUAUUGAAGCAAUAAGGCACAGAAGGCUAUGAGGUCUAUUUCAUUCUCUCUCUUUUUGUACUGAUUGUUUUUAAAUGGCCCCUGGAGGAUUGAGGCUUUGGAAUGGAGUAAAAAUUCUAGUGGAUACAUUAAUAAGCCUCUCCGGCAAAAUAACCCUAAUAGUUUGUCAGUCAAGCAGGGAAAUGAAAAUCACAAAAGGCAAGGCCUUUUUUGACCCCCACACCCCACCCCCCCAACAGUAUUGUCUGUGUUGGCCCUGCACUCAGGCUGUGGUCACAUCAUUCAGCCCUGCAGGCAAACCAAAUUGCGUAUUGAUUCACAUUCACAGUUUACAUGCUGUCUUUGUUUCAUCUAAUGCUACUUCCUGUGACAUAACAAUGGCAGGGGGGGAUUUAGCAUGCCCCACACCAUCUGUACACAUUAUCAACAGCUAUGACUUGGACCCAGUUUUUCCAUCGCGACAAAUCAUGUGUUGUUUUUCACAACUCUGCAGUUUGCAUGAACAAUGUGUGUAAACAGCUAAUACAGAGUGGGAUUUGUUAAACCCCUGUCUCUCAUGCAGGAAGUAAUCUUUGACAAUGAUUAAUUUAAUUACUUUUUGUGUUGUAAGCUUGAAUUCUGAGAUAUUGGUUUAGGUUGCCAACCUUCACUGGUGUACACUAUUAUGUAAAAGAGGAACUGGCUGAUUUUCAAAGCUCCACUGCCAGUGUGCACUAAAAUAUUGGUUUUCCAUGGUAGACAUUACAAUACAGUCGAUAACAUUUCAGUGUCAGAUAUACAUCUAAGUACCAAACAAACAUAAAAAAAUUGUCAAAAAAUGUGGUUACAAUUGGGGGGAAAAUGAGAAAAACAGCCCAACAAAAGGUUUGCGAGUGAAAUAGGUCUAUUAGUAGUUAAUGGAUGAUUUUCUGAUGCUUUAUAGAUCAGUUCAAAUCCAUUAAUAGAGACAAAUUACGGGCUGCUGGGGUGUGACAUUAGGGCCAGUUACCAUCUGAAAAAGCCAUUUUCAGAACUUUGUAAUUAACAAGUUGUUGAGCAGUUAUUAUUAUCAAUAACUGCAUAAUUUCCAAAGACAAAGCAUGAAGUUAAGAUAAGAGAUCUUACUUAUUCUUUUUGGCUUAUAAUUUAUCUAUAAAGAAUUGGUUGUAAAGCAUUAAAUUAUGAUUUUAAAAAGUCUUCAUACAGAGUCCCUUGUUAGAAAACAGUACUCUAAUGUCACAUUUGGAGUUUAUGAAGAGAAAGUGUCUGAGAAAAGAGUAUGAUAAUAACAUUGCUAUUGAAUUCAAAUUCAGAUUUUUAGUGUAAUUAUGAAAUCUUUAUUCUCACAUUUUCACCAAAGCCUUAUAUCUCUCUGCCAAAUCAAGCACAGUCUGUCUGAAUAACUUACUGUACUCAGCUUGUUUUCUGCUGCUCUCUCCAGCGAGGAUGACUUGAACCAAAGGGUGGAGGUUGCUUACAUACUUGCAAUUUACCUUUAUUAAUUACUCCAUCAGCCCUAAUUACCCCUGGCAGAUAUUGACUUACACUAAUAGACUGACAAUCACAUGAAGGUGUUGCAUAAUCACAAUGACUGAGUGUUGUCUGCAUGAGUGAAUGUGUUGAAAUGAAUUUGUGACAUCUGCGGUGUGGCAUCUGACUUGUUUAUUUUUUCCCUUCCAUACAUAAUGUCUGUGUGUGUGUGUGUGUGCGUGUGUGUGCAUGUGUGUGUAUACUAAAGAUGCUGAGGGGCACAAUGUGACAUUCUUUAAUGUCUCACUGAUUCAUUUAUGGUCUGUGCAUGAAGAAACAGAUUCUUAUGUAAUUAGAAGAACAUUGGCCUGGAGAAGAUGGAUGAGGCCGCCUGUGCUUUAACUUCAAAUUUACUUUCUUUGAGGCAGAGUUUUUUUUUUCUCCAUGUACUUAAGCCAUGCAGGAAAAAACUAUAGACUCAAGCAGAUAAAACUCAAAUUAACACCCUUAAUAAGAAAAGCACAGGCCCCUCAGGACACUUAUUAGCUUGUUAAUGUUCAGAUUUUUCCACUCAGUACCUUGACUGCUGCUAUUAGGUCAAUAUGACAUUUCUUGCUCAUUUCCUGCAAAGACACAUCCUCCUUUGCCUGUAUCAUUGAGCCUCAAACUACAAGGUACUCUCUGAGUCAUUUCAUAGCAGCAAGAGGCUGUUUCUAAAUCAGCAAGAUGGCAUCCUCACCGAGGUGUGACUAUGUAUAGAGCACUGAAUCUGCUCUAUUUGUAUUAAGAGAGCAGCGUGCCCACUAAAAAAGCAAUUAGAGGAUACAAUUGCAUGCUGUUAAAUCUCAGUCUGCUUCAUAUCGAUCCCAUCAGUAUGUAUGUUAAACAGUUAUCACUUAAAUUAAACUGUAAGGAGAAAACAACUUUAUGUCCCACUGUGUCAUUAACACACCACCAAAUACAGACAUAAAGACAAGGUUCGUGUGUUCAGACUGUUGAUUUCUUUUGUUGUUGCCUUCAGGUUUACCUAUGAGAUCGCACCUGUCUUUGUACUUAUGGAGCAGCUGACGCUGAAGAAGAUGAGAGAGAUCAUCGGCUGGCGUGAUGGAGAGGGUGAUGGAAUAUUUUCCCCAGGUGAGAAAACAUCCAUCUCUUUUUAUUUUUACUUUAUCUAGUCUAGCUUAGCUAAUUACAUUGGACCCUUAGUAUUUUCAAAGUUCCCAGUCACUGAAGCCAUCCUACCACAGUGAGGAGGUAUUUUUGCCUUUAGAUUGCAUGCAGCAUAACUAAAAAGCAUCAUACAAUAGAAAUAUGUGGGUAUGGUGCACUACCUCCAUCAUGUGUAUAACUGCAGGUUUUUAUUUUCCACAGGAGGAGCAAUCUCCAACAUGUACAGUGUCAUGAUAGCAAGAUACAAGUUCUUCCCUGAAGUCAAGACCAAAGGCAUGGCCGCAGCACCCCGGCUGAUCCUCUUCACGUCAGAGCAUGUAAAUUCAACACCACCUUUGUAUCUCUCCACUAUUUAAUGCUCAUUGAACCACUUUUGGCUCCAGGUUUGAGUGUACUCUUCGUUCUGUGACUAAUCAACCUGUGUCCUCACAGAGCCAUUAUUCAAUCAAGAAAGCCAGUGCGGCCCUGGGCUUCGGGACGGAGAACCUGAUCCUUCUGAACACAGAUGAGAGGUUUGCUUUGCGCUUAAAAUACGUUAAAAAAAACAUUCAGGGGAGAGAAGAAAUAUUUGGACGUCUUACUCCUGUGUGUCUGCUUGUUUCCCAGAGGAAGAGUCAUUCCUGCAGAUUUGGAGGCCAAAGUAAUAGAAGCCAAGCAAAAGGUGAAUGUCCAAAACAAUGACUCAGACAUUGUACCCUCUUACUUACUUACCUGUUUGUUCCUAUUAGUGACUCUGUAUACUAAGAAACACUGCUCUAGGCUGUGAAGUGUACUUGCUGCCAACUUAAACACUGAUGCGAGCCAGAGCAGCGAGGUUAUUUCUGUGAGGUUAAUGCUUCAGUCUCCUGACAUGCGAUUCUCAGCUGCUCUAAAGUGCCUCUCCUGAAGCUAUGUCUUCAAAGGUAAAGUGAUGAGCAGGCUGAAAGAAAUGACAAAGAAGUAAGUUCAGACUGAGAGAAAGCCUUAUUGGGAUGUCUUUUUGCCAAUCUCGUCAUUUUUUGCAUUUAGAGAGAGGAUCAACACAUCUUGAACCCACUCUCUAAUGCCUUUUUCCAAUGCUUUUAAUUUCUAGGGGUAUGUUCCCAUGUUUGUUAAUGCAACCGCUGGAACCACCGUCUACGGAGCUUUCGACCCCAUCAAUGAAAUUGCAGACAUCUGUGAGAAGUACAACAUGUGGCUGCAUGUGGACGUAAGAGAGCAUUUAAUUUCCUCAGUUUAGUAAUAUCAGAUGUGCAUGUUCGCGCCAUGUUAAGAUACUGUGAUAUUAACGUCUUUAAUGAAUGUGUUGUUUUCUGUGCAGGGCGCAUGGGGAGGAGGUUUGCUCAUGUCCAGGAAACACAGACACAAGCUGAAUGGAGUAGAGAGGUAAAAGAACAUGAUUUAUUAACAUAUAAAUGACAUAAAUGAACUACAGGAACUCCUGGUUAUUAAAGGGGGAUAACACUAGUUUGUACCUCCAUAUUAAAUUCACUUAUUACGCAAAACUGUUGAUAUGCCAAAUUUAAUGAUAGCAUCAGGGUUAUUUUGGCAUGAGCUUGGAGUGGAGUCAGAGGAAUAAACCCAGUGUAAAGCUCAGAGUAUUGAGUUUGAUGGGCAUUUGAAGGAGAUGGAUGGAAUCGAACACUGAAUUAUGGACUCAUUGUUCUGUGGGCUGGACACAUACCCAGGACUUAAAAGUAAGGGUACCCUGGGCUCUUGCACUUAGAUUUUGACAUAAAAAAUGAGUGCAUGUGUUUUUUAUUGAAAAUCUUUACUGUGUAUUUUAUAUCUCUUCAUGAGAUAGCAUAGUAAAGCAUGCAGUAGAUAAAUGACUAAGAUUAUGGAGUGUCAGGGUGCUGAUUUAGCCCUGUGGUUAGGCGUGCACCCCAGAGGCUGUAGUCCUUGUUGCAGUAGUUGCUGGUAAAACCCCUGUCCCCAGUCCUUUGCUGCAUGUCAUUCCCUGCUCUCUACUUCCCACCCUUUGUGUCUCUCUUCAGUGUUUCUAUCUAAUAAAGGCAAAAAUAUUUUAAAAAUCCUAAAAAUAAAACAAAUGAGGGAAGAGUAAAUUCAUAACCUGGUGUUCAACAGGGUCCUUGCCAAAGGAGGACCCAAAUCCUGAUUGACAAAUGACACCAAAUUGGUGGAGUCCACUUUAAAAAUCAGGGCAAAAUUGGCCAAAGAUGUGUAAUCCAAGCAGCAGCGUAUGGUAUUGAAAAUAAACUAAAAAGUUCACUUAAGGCUGGCUGCAAAAGCCAUGGAAUCUCCUGCACGUCAAAAUGCCAAUUACUAAAACAGAAAUAAAUGUUGACACCACAAAACCAAAAAUGGUUUUGGUCUAUGCAGCUCAUUUCCAUCUAUGCACUGUGCAGGGGAGGGUUUUUUAUGACUUAUCCAUCCACACAGUACAAAGGCUUAGAGUCAUACAUAAAUAAGUGCAAUAUGGGGCACAGCUGAGUUGACUGACAGGUGGGUGUAUUUUUGCUGUUUCGACUAAAAGCCUGCCUCAGCUCUGCCUGGGUUCGAGGUUGACCAAAGUUAGGUUGAGUCAGCAUUUACAACAUGGUGAGUGCUGUCAGUGGGCUUCAAAAUGCCUUUUCAGAAACAGAGGGGAGAUGUGACAGAGACUACGCCCAUGAUUUAUAGUCUGUGAUGUGAUCGUCUUGAACACUACCACAGAUUUCUCACAAAAAUGUAUAUGCUUUAUUCCUAAAUUGUUAGAUUGCCAAUUCAGUUUCUAGAUUUGAUAUCACACACACUCACAGAGCUGUGUUCACUGUUUCAAUAUCUGUGCAGGGCCAACUCAGUCACCUGGAACCCUCAUAAAAUGAUGGGAGUGCCUCUGCAGUGCUCUGCCAUUCUGGUCAGAGAGAGGGUGAGACUGUGCUGCCUGCUGCACAAAUCCAUGCACAUAGUGACGCUGACAACCGUUUUCUGUUGGUGUUCAUAAAAAAUUCUCUACUCCCCCACCACGACUCUUUCCUCUGUAGGGGUUACUGCAAGGCUGCAACUCUAUGUGUGCUGGAUACCUCUUCCAGCCUGAUAAACAGUAUGACGUCACAUAUGACACGGGUGACAAGGCCAUACAGUGUGGACGCCAUGUGGACAUCUUCAAGUUCUGGCUCAUGUGGAAAGCAAAGGUGUGUUAAAACUGUCAUAUUUGUUAUAAGACCUUUAUUUUGGACCUUCAAACCAAAUCUGGGAUAUCAUGUCAGCUCAGCCAUGUUGACUCUUUUUGUUAUUCACUCUGUCUUAAAGGGAACGGUGGGAUUUGAACAGCAUAUUGACAAGUGCCUGGAUCUGUCAGCAUACCUCUACAAUAAAAUAAAAAACAGAGAAGGUUAUGAGAUGGUCUUCAAUGGAGAGGUGAGGACAUUUUUUCAAAGACUUUCUGUUUUUUACUUCAGCAUACUGAGGUGUCAGAUGAUUAUAAAGCAGCUGUACUGCAGACUAAAUAUCUGUUAGUCUUCUGUGAAUACACACAACAACACAACUCGGUUUAGAGAUUGAUUGCAUCAAUUUGCAUUGGUGACAGCAUGACAGGGAAAGGCCAAAAUUACAGACAGCAGUUUUUUAUUAGCACUCAUUACAAAUGUUGUUCUCAUUUUCUGUUAUCAGCCGCAGCACUCAAAUGUGUGUUUCUGGUAUCUUCCACCGAGCCUGCGUGGCCUGCCUGACAGCAAGGAGAGGCGGGAGAGGUUGCACAAGGUAAUGACAUGUCAGUCUGCUCCUAUAGAAACAUUUUUAUUUCCCCAGCUCACACGGCGCUUCAAAAUGGAGGUGAUUCAUUCAUUAACAUCAUGGUCUGCCGUGCACAAGUAUGCUCAACUGUAUUUUUUCUGUAAAAGGUUGCGCCAAAGAUCAAAGCAAUGAUGAUGGAGUCAGGGACGACAAUGGUGGGCUACCAGCCACAAGGAGACAAGGUCAACUUCUUCCGCAUGGUCAUCUCCAACCCUGCAGCUACCCGGUCAGACAUCGACUUCCUGAUAGAGGAGAUUGAACGUCUUGGUAAUGACCUGUAAGAGGCCACAGCUAAAUCUUUUCCUUACAAACACCUGUCUUGUGGGACUCUGGAAAGCCUUCAGCUCACAGGUCCUUUUUGGCAGCGCACAACAAAAAAUAAAUCCUGCGUGUUUCUUAUUUUCGCCCUCUGCCUUUAGCAGUGAUGACAUUUAUUCAAACAAGUUUGCACACACGGUCAUCUGAGUAAAAGGAUACGAGUCAAAACUUGAGAGAAUUAUCAAGCACACUGGUAUUCUGACUAUUCCCAUUUAUAAAAAUACAAUAAACUCAUAUUAUGCCAAUUAUGUGUAAUUACCCUUCAUGGGAACAUGAGGCUGCAAGAAAAGCUGCACACUUGAAUGAUUCCUCCUUUACAAAAGUGUCAUUUUACUAUUUUAUUUCAUAAAGAUCAGCUUUAAAAACACAAUGCAAACAAGAUCUUUUUCACAAUCAACAGAGCACAAUGUAGAAAACCAUAUGGCAUCGACACAAACGAUAUUAAUGUAAAAUAUAUAUAAAUUUAUGAUGUACUGACUGUUGGUGCUUCAUGUCGUCUAUGUAAUUAUUGAGCCUGAUGCACCGCCACAUUGUACCCUGGCUUUUCUUUUCUUUGAUAUUACAUAAGUGGAAAUAUUUAACACAGAGCUGUACCUGAAUGCUGUGUUUUUAGAGAUCUUUGUGUAGAUUGUGUAUAGUAUUGUUACAUUGCCUUUGUGCCAAAUGUGUCAUAGUUUUACAGUGAGAAAAUCCUAUAUGUAAAUGGACAAUACCUUAUAGUAUGUGAUAGAUGAAUCACUUUAUUUGUAACCAGAGGUUAUAAUUGUGAAUAGGUUACCUGCUGUCCAUUUGUAAUGUAUUCUCUUUCCUAUUUGGAAACUGUAUUAUAUCACAAUGUUUUCAAUGAUGUUCAAGUCUUUUGGUGUAUUUGUGAACCAAAGAGGGUCAAGUUGCAUUAGUUAUAUAAGAACAUUUAACUCGCCGCCCUUAACUUUUGUGCAAUCUAUGUUGUGUAACUGUGCAAUGUCGAUGUGAUUCACUGACUAAAUGGUGUCACGACACAAGCGGGAGGGAGGACUGGCGGUGCAGCUCCUGCUGCUGGUGCAUUAUCAGUGAUUUAAGAGCACAAUGCUAGAGCAGCUUUUAUUCUAUGGACAUAUGAUUGUCUGAGUGUUAAGUGAAGUAAAACUUUAAUAUGCAAAAUUAGUUUGUCUUAAUGAACUCUAUAGGCACACUCUUCUGUUGGAAAAAAAUAUCUAAGAAACUGGCUUUAUUGAUUGCUAAGAAAUGAGCUCGAUAAAUGAAGUCCUCAUUUUUUGCUGCUGUGUUAAGAUUUCUUUAUUGAACAAUUGUACAUUCCUGAAUUAGUGGGAUGGAUAUUCCCUUGUUAAAUUUAAUGUAGGCACUUUAACUUCAUUCCAUCAUUUGCAGAGUAUCACUAUUGUAACUACAACACUAAUAAAGACAAAAUCUGAACAACAACCGUGGGCACAUUUUUUACAGUGUGUGUGCAAGCACAAAUGAGC
This is a messenger RNA of Xyrichtys novacula (pearly razorfish), 14181 nucleotides long. Lineage: Eukaryota; Metazoa; Chordata; Actinopteri; Labriformes; Labridae. The record is from the annotation of a GenBank genome assembly.